AUCUCAAAAUCAGCACAAAUUUAAAUGCAUUAAUGUUGUGUCGGUCAGAUAUUUUACCUUGCAACGGAAUAUUAAGGUCUAUAUAUGGAUUGUUAAGUUACGACUUAAAUCAAGCUUACAGUAGUGGUAAAAUAUUUUUACCUCUCCGAUAGUUUUGUAUGUAAAGGUAUUAUAAUCGCCCCGUAGGUAUGUAUUAUGGUUGCCGGUACUGUAUUCUUUUGUAAUAGUUUUUUCGUAAAGGAUGAACUGACGACUUUAACGUGUCGCGUUGUUGGAUUUUUUUUUUUGAGGGAUUGUCGUUUAACCAGGAUAUAUUUACGUUGUUGUUACCAAAAAAUGGAAAUUAACCCAGUUUGUUAUUGAUGUGACAUCAUAAGUUGACUUAAUUUCGUCGGUUUUCUUAAAUGUUUAUGAAAAUACAAAACUAAACAAAUUUUUUAGCUGUUACAAAAAUAUAUUUAGAAUAGUAAAAUAGUGUAACGUAGUGACGAUAUUCGUAGUGGAUUUAGAAGUUAUAGCAAGUGGUGAAUUGGUGUAAUUGCCUGUGAAUAUUUAAAACUUGUGAGGAAUUUAUAUAUUUAUCGUAAAAAGUGGAUUUUUUUAUUACGUACCAGUGUAUAUACAGAUGGACUUUACCUCUAAGCAUUUUUGGUCCAUGAAUAGAACUGGUAACCAUGACUACAGAUGUACUGUUACAAUGGCAACGUAGGAAGUUAGGAAACCCUGACAGCAGAAAUUUACAUAUUCCAUGGAUUGAAUUAAGAUUAUGACAGAAGUUUGAAUCUGAAUAUAAUUAUUGGAGUUUAAAUCUUUUUGGAAUACUUGAAUUUUCGCAAAUCUAUACAUUGGAGUAUAUCAUUCAAGUUAUCAAGUGAUCUUUGUAUAUUAUUUGAUACUAUGGAAUUAAAAUAAUAAUGAUGGCUUCCGCAAAUCCAAAUACAUUCUACGCCAGGCCCGUUUACUUCGGUAAUGAGCAAGAAAGAUUUCGAAAAAUGUCUGCAAACGAUACUGGUCAAAGAAGUUCACUACGACAAAAGCAGACACGAUUUGCAGAUGUGGACAAUUCGUCACCACCCCCUCGCCCGCCCCCACCUAGACCCAACAGAGUUCCUAAACAAAAAGAAAAUGGGGUAUCUUUUCAUUUAAAAAAUGAAAAUGGUAAAAUACUACCAAAACCUAUAGAAAAUGGCUUACCGCUGAGAGAAAAGAAACGUCAGUUACCUCAAACUCCUAGUGAGUUUAAAACCACGGAACCAAAACCUUUAACACGAAUAAAUGUUACUAGUCAUGAUAAACUUUGGCAAAAAGAAACAGAUUAUGAACAGACUGGUCCGAAAGGUGUUUUGUCCCCACCAAUGAAAUACAUUACCCCACAAACAACGGAGGAAAUGUUUCGAAACUUUGACCCUUUGGACUGUAUUGACUCCACAAGUGAUCAUAGUGAUUCCUCAGCAGACACCAUGAUUAUGAUGACAACUGAAGAGGAGAUGAAGAACAAAGAGCGAAUAGAUCAUAGUCUUAAAAAAUUCACUUCAAUAAAAACUAAAACAGAAUGUCUGGACACAAACAAGUCCAAAGCUAGUAUACAAGGAAAGAAAAAUCUUCAUAUACAUUUUGCAGACUCUAAAGGUAUGGAAAGUGAUCUAGCAAACGGUCCUAGAAAUGAAAAAGAGGAAGUUAUUUAUAGUAAAGUUAUACCUCUCCAUAUUCGGACUGAUCAUAAUAAUACCGUAUCUUCACCAGAAAGUGCUGACAGUAAAACAAACAGUAAUCACGGCAGCCCAAAUGACAGCCCUGACGAUGGCUAUGGGACUAAUUCAAGUUCAGGUACAGUUUCUUCUCCGUUUUCAUCAAGCUUCGGUUCAAAUGACUUUGAGAACUCUUAUAAUGGAGGUAAUAAAAAAGUGAUUUUACCAAAUGGUGCAAUAAAACCAAAUUCAGUAAGAGAAAACUGGGCUGUAAAAAGAAAACAGAGAAUGAUUGAGGCAUCAGAUAACACUGUUCAAGAUCAGUUAAGGGAAUUAACUAUAAUCGAGGAAGAAGGGUCAGCAAACUCUCAGAGGGGGGUAAUUGAUAGGGAUAAAAACAGUCAUGGUAUGAACAUUGUUGGACGUAGAAAUUCUAAACCGAGUGAUAAAUCAGUGCUAAGGAAUGGAAACUUACCAAAUUCGUAUGAUUCCCAUACAGGGCAUAAUGCCAAUUCUGAACCACCGUUUAUAAAUGUUUCACCAAAUGACUUAAGAAGGGUGAAUCGGCAGUUAUAUGUGAUGGACAGUGAUAAAAGUGGUAACGUAAGCUCUGAAAGAAGGCGAGAAAGAGUGUUACCACAGACACCGCAAACAAAUGAGAUUAAUACUACUGCCCCUCGUGUACCACCGCAUUAUAAUUCAAAUCAUCAUUUAAUGGGUUCUGUAGGUAGAAACGCUAAUGAUGUUGCCGACAGAACUAAUGAUGAUGUUUUUAUGUCUCAAACUGGAAAUAAUGACAGAUAUCCAGAACAAAGGGGUGGGAACAAUUGGGAGGAGGACAGUGAAAUUAGUGCUACAGACAGUUUAAAUAGCGGACCUUUCGUUCUUCGUGGAGGAAGUGGAGAUCCAAGGUAUCGCACCGCAAGUGGAAGUGGUAAAAUUUAUGUGAGUCCUAGUGGGGAUGAAGGGUUUUAUUCAUUGAACAGGAGCAGUAGAAGUACUAGCUUAUCAAGCUUUCAACCAGUGAAUGAAGUGGUUGAAGGAAAUGAAAAUUUGGCACAGACACUUAAUUCUCCAAAAUCACCACUAGAAGCUUUAAGUGAUGACUUUUUGGAAAAAUGGAGCGAUAUGGACUUAAAUUAUCGCAAUUAUUACGGGUUUGACCAACAGGUAGAAAAAUACAGUAGAACUGAUUCUAAAGUGAACUACUUUCAGGAAAAGAAAAUUAAUACAAUGUAUGGGCAAGACAAUUAUUAUAGACCUCAAAACUAUGGAUCUGAGCCGGCCAUUGCCCAGGGUCAGAAUCCAGGUUCAAGUCAGGGAUCAAACAUUCAGGGAAUAUUGAGAGAUUCAAAAGAGAAAAAUGGCAGUACCACCAAAUCCUCCACUUUGAAGAGUCAAAAAUCAGGGAAAGAAAAGGAAAAAGAAUCAAGUGGAUCUAAGAAUAAGUUCUUACAAAUUUUACCGAAUAUGUUUAAACCAUCAAGUAAGAAGCAUAGUGAAGAUGGUAAGGAAUCUAAAAGUAAUAAGAGCAAACAAAAGAAUGUGAUACCUGUGACGGUUGAACCUACUCCUGUGAUUGAACAAAAAAGUAGUUCCUUUGAAUAUGAACAAGAGGCAGAGUACAUGAAUAUGGGUGAUUUGCCUCAGUAUUGUUUAGCGCAAAUUGAAUAUGAAGAAAAACUGAAGAAAGGACAGUAUGUGUCACUGGAAAGCUUACGAAAAAGGCCAGUAUUUGCAAGUUCUCGGGAUAUAAAAAAGCUUUUUCAAACACAUGAUCAAUCUUUCGAUUCUAUAAAUAGUCCUGGGACGCAGAGACAUAGUUUUCAUGCAAUGCCACUGUCAUAUCGCCAUCAGGUAAAUGAAAACCAGUCUGGCUCGAGUGACAUGCGACCUCGUGCUCAAUCGACCAGCGCAACAAUGCGUAGUCAACAGAUUAAAAACUCAGUUGAAUCGCGUAUGGCAGUAAUUUCGCGUAAAAAUGCAGCUGUGAUGAACGAAGCAAGACAAGUGCCGAAAAAGGAAACAAACACUGAUGGCAACCUUUCUUUUCAUUCAAACUCAUCGAAUCCAAGACAUAGUGGGUCUCGAACUAGACUAGAUAGUGGAAGCAGUGGCGGAGAUUCUAAAUUAUCAACGCUUGUUUAAUAACUUACAUAAUACUUAUAUUGUCAUUAUUUAACUUAACUGUAUUCAUUAUAAUUUUCUUUCUCUGAGCAUGUUUUCACAGUAAAAUAUUUUCAAAUGAAAAAAGUGGAUUUCUGAAAAUUUAAAUAGAAUCUGUUUAUUGAAAUUCAAACAACUGCAAAGUUUUAAAGUCCUUUUUCUAAAAAUAUUUUAGGAAAAGUUUGUUUGAUUUUCUACUUAUAUUUAAUAUGGUUUGUUACUUAUAUGAUAUUCUUUCUUUGUCAGUAUGUCCAAGAUUUGGUUUAACAAAACUAUGUAUCUAAAUGUCAUAUUUUCUUUCAUUUAAUUCUGCUUACCUUACAGAAAAUUUGGAUAUUUCUUAAAUUAUAUGUCAAUAAAUAAGAUUUAUGUGCAUAAAUUUUAGUAACAUACCUUUGACUCAGCUAGUAUUUUCUCCUAUCAAUUUAAUUAAAUGAUUUUUACAAUUUUCUGGGUCACAGGUGUUUAAGCUUUAUUUUGCAAUUCGGUUUUUAGCUACAUUUUGUUGUAGUCAACAUAAUUAUUUACUGGUCUCACAUGGCAUGGAAAUAAUUAUUAGAUUUUAUUCCCUGAUUUACAUAUUAAACAUUAUAAAUUACCAACAAUUAAAGGAACUAUCUAAUCUUGAAAUAUAAUGAUAUCAGACAAUAGCUACAAAAUUAGUGACCAAUUUCUUUUUUAAUGAACUUAAAGGGGCUACACUGAGGUCAAAAUGCCUAAAAAUAUAAAAUUUAAUUUUUUUACAAAGAUCAAGUGAAACAACUGAAGUUAAGAAAUUCGCAAAGGAUGAUAAAGAAUUAUACUAGGAAUAGAAUUGAAAGUUAAAUUCUUUGUGAAAAUUGACAAUGCUUUUCAUUUUUGGAUCCUUUUGCUCAAUAAAAAUUAUCAUUCUAGAAAAAUGGAGUCGGGGAAUGAUCUGAAAAUGUGUACACAAUUUAUUGGAUUAGACCUACGUCGAAUGGUAAACAAAUCUUGUUUCCAGUUCUGUCAUGUGAUAAAAAAAUCAGUGGAGUCCCUUUAAUGCAGACUUAUGGCGGCAAAAUAGUGAUAUACAGUAUUGAGUAAAGUUACUAUUUUUAGUAUAGGGCCAGAUUAACCUGUACCUCUGUGCUGUCUGACCAGAUUCUAUAGUAAGGACAAGUUCAAGGUUAAGCUACAAAAGUUCCACAAUUUUUUUUAUUUAUUUUUUGCUUAAUAUAGUUCACUGUCAGUUAUGCUUUUGAAUUGCUUCAGCAAAAAGAUCAUUUCAAUUGGUAUAAAAUUCAUAUUGACUUACUUUAAUUUACAUUUUGCUACAGAUAUUAUUUCCAGUGUCAUUUAGUAUAUUUUUCUACAGCAUUUUAUCUGUAGAAUAAGAUUGAAAUUGUUGAGAAAAUAAACUCUAACCAACUUUGAACAAGUACCUUUAAUUGGCAAAUAUUAGAAAUUGAUAAAAGUGACAAAGACAUCAUUGGAUCAUGUUAAACAAGACAGAAUUAGGAGGAAACGUUUCAUCAAUUCACAUUAAAAUACCAGUUUUAAUUGCAAUGUUAGACUAAUUAUUGAGAAAUUUAUGCUCAUUAUAAUUUCUAAUUUGAGGUUUCACCUUAUUGUAAAAUGUUUAAUAUUCAAGCCUGUGCCCUUUAAGAAUAACAGAGUUAGUCAGGGCUUUGACCUUAUACUUAUAGAGCUGAAUUUAAUAAUUGUUUUGAAUUCUAAAUGUCAAAAUAAAAUGAGGAAAUAAGCAAAUUUAAUUCUUCACAUGCCAAUGUGGCUCCAGUGUUACAAUGCCAUGAUUUACUGAAAAGCAGCAUGCCUUCAGAUUUUAAAUUUGUGUCUAUUUUAAUUUCUAUGAAAACACAAUACAUGUAUUUGUUAUGAUUAAAAUAUCUUGUCAAACAUGCAUAUUAAGUAACUGAACCUUGUCUUUAUAUAGGCAAUUGUACUAUUAAAAAUUUAUAUAGAUAAGUUAAUAACUUGUUAAGAUCAGUAGACAUUUUUAUUACUCCUUCUAUUAUAAAAUGGGUAGAAUUUUGGAGAUGAAAAUAGUUAAAUUUAUGAAAUAAUAUAUUGAAAGGUUAAACUGAAAUGUGAAUAAUUGAUAUAUUUCUAAAGCUUUGAAUUUGUUUUUUCUUAAUUUAGAAUUUUUUGAAGUUGUAGUUAAGUUUACUUUCCUGGAGGUGUGCUGCUUUAAUGUUUUACUUGUAUCGAAGGGUUACAGUAAUGGCUAUUGAGUUAGUUUCAAAAAAUGUUAAUACAUACUUUUUUAGUUUUGAUGUUUGCUUGGAAAUAACUUAAGUUAAUAGUCUGGAUUACUGUUAUAAAUGAUUUGAUUAUGAUAUGUGGUCCUUGUUUAACCCCAUUUAUUUUAGAACAGGCGAUGUAUGGUCAAGGGAGGUCAGAUUACAGUAAAAACCAAAUAUUUUUUUCUUCUUUUUUUUUUUUUGAGAAAUAGUGAAUAAUUAUAUACUUUCGAUACACAAUUUCCACAUGAUUAACUCGCAAAGUGUUGAUAUUAAAUUGAAGUCGAUUUUAUUUAAUAUUCUGUCAUUAUAAAAACAUCAAAGAAAUAUUUCCUAAUGAAUGUACAAUUAUGAAUCACCGAGCUUCCUUGGGGCAAAUAAAACAAUUAAACAUUCUUUUAUCAAAAUAUGUACAUACAUAUAUCUUUAAUUAAACAAUGAGAAAAAAUGGCAACUGAACAAAAAUUUAUAUCAUUUAAUGAGCAACUAUUUAAGACGUAUCAUUUUUGUUUUGUUUUUUUUUAUUUGAAAAAAUUUGGCUUGUAGCAAUUUCUUUUCCAUAAAGAAAGUUUUGUAUCGAUUCUUUUCUUUUUUUGUUUCUUCUUUAAAGUUUUAAAUAAAUUUGACUGUCUUAAAGAAUUUGUAGAUGUUAAUAUUUUUGCGACAAAAAAUUGUUAAGGUUACUAUUUUUUAACAUAAUUAAGCAACAAAUAGGUUAAUGCCAGGGAAUUAUGGUUAAAUUUAUCAAACUUAAAUAAAAUAUCUAUCUUUGGUUUUCUUUUCGUGCAUUUUUUUAAGAAUUUAUUCUCUUUCGUUUGUUUAACCAUAUCUUACUUAUAUUUAUUGCUGUUUUUGUCUUUUUCAUUUAAUGUAUACAUGCAAAUUUUUGACAUAUUUAUUUAGCAUGUUGACCUCAGGAAUCUAAACAUGUCAUUUGUCAUCAUCAAUCCUUACACGAGGCUAUAAACUCCGUAAUAUAUCAACCUGUAUGAUGAACGGAUCUUUGUACGUACAUUGAUUAUACGCUACUGUGUCGUAAAAAAAUUUAAAAUCCAUCGUUAUACUUUAAUUUGGCAUCAAACAUUUAGUACAUCUAUACCAUCAAAUAUUUAGUACAUCUAUACCAGUAUAAUAUAUAAAUAUAUACAUUUUUUUAAUGUAUGAAAACUGAAACUUUUAAUGAUUUUUCAUUUCAUCGGGAUCGAAUACAUUAAGGUAUUUAAGACCACAUUGCAUUUUAUUGAAAUUUCAACCAGGUGCUUUCUAAAGGAAAAAAAAUAUAGAAAAAUUAUUUGAAAUAUGAGUACACACUGGUAUGAAAAGUAUGUUACAAUAUCAAUUUUGCUAUUGUUAGUAGGAUAUAUGGCAUAUCAUUACAUUGCUGGCAAUUCAAAGAAGCAGAAUUACAAAGUGGAGUAAUGAAUAGGUAGUUGAAUUGAUUCUUCUGUCAUAACUGAAGCUGUAGACAGAUGAUUUAGAUUUCUCACAGUAACUUAGAUUGUUUUCUGUUAGCAUUUACCUUAAAACAAUUGAAGACAAUGUUAUGAGACUGAGAUUCAAAGCAAAUAGUGUAAGCAUUUUCGGUAAAUUCAAACUUUUAAGUUUAGAAUUUGUAAAACAAAAUAACACUUGGCAAUUCAAUCCAAUGCUUAAUUAAUAAGGAAAUUGUUAGUUAAAUGCAGUUUAAGACUCACUGUCCUUUCUUCUUUUGUUUAUUUUCUAAAGAAGACUGGAUUGGGCUGUCAUAAUAAAGAUUUGCCUUUGUUUCUUAAACGUUACAAAACUAAAUUUCUUGUAAUGAACGGACUUGUCCAGCUUUCGAUUUGGAUCCGUUGGUAGUUAAAGCUGCACAUCUCCAAAUGAGCCAAAAUAUUUCAAGAAAUUCAAUCUUUGGAAAAAUGUGUUAAGAUCUUAAGAAAAGUAAAAAGAUUCAAUAUUUAAUUUAUUUGUGCGAUUAAUGUCUGAUUUUGCAGUAUCAAUAGCUAUAAUUCUACUGUGUUACUAAUGCCGGAAGAGGUAUUUAUGUAUAUUUUCACCUUUUUUUUGGUAAUUUAUGUGGAUUGUAAGUGUUGUUUGCAAUGUGUAAAUUACUUUCUUUGUUCACUUCACAAUAUUUUACUUUUAAAUACAUUUUCAAAAUUUUCAUGAAAAUUAGCAUGAAUCUGGAGGCGUGCUGCUUAACAGUGAAGCAUUUUGAUCUGUGCUUUAAACUGUAAGUAGCCAAAUAUAAGGAAGUGGUCAAAUUUCACUAAUUAUAUUGGCUGGCAUAGUGGCGAAGGGAUGUUACCUUCAGUUAUAAUGUACUUAUAAUGUGUGGGGGAACCUUUUAUAGAUACAAGAUCUAAUGUCCCCUUCACAUAGCAUAUGGUGAAUUGCCGAGUUGUUACAAAUAUUUGAGAACAAAUUGUCUAAUAUAGACAUAAAUAUAAGACUAGUGUUGCUUACCAUUUGUAUUUUUAACAGUUCAAAACCUACUCAAGUGUCUCUGUCUGACAGGAAAGUGCAUGCUGGUUUCCGUAUUAGGCACUAUAUUAAACAGGGAACUUUAAAGGUAUUACUUAAAACGCAUCAACCCAAAAAAGGAAAAUAAGUGAAAAGUUUUCGACAGUCAUGUAUAUAAUAAUGUUAAUGCAAUGUGCUUGCUAAUUCUAUCUUGUCAAUAAGCGAGUCAACAAUUUAAAUUAGAGACAAAAAUCCACUUGUUUUCUUGCUGAUGACUAAUUACCUAAACAAGUACUGAUUUAAUUGGACUAAUUAUUCAACCUGUCACACUUUGUAUUGUAAAUGAGUAUGUUUAUUAUACCGGUAAUUGCCAGCAUUGUAAGGAAAUGAGAAAUAAGUAUGGUGUACAAAGAUUAUGAAUCAGUGACCGGCUUCACUGUUUUUUUUAUUCCUCGCGCAUUUUUGUAUGCAAUUAUUCGGCUAAUUAUAAAAUAUUGUUGAGAAAUUAGGAAUUUUAUUAUUGAAGCCAGUAUUGUUUUCAAGUUCUUUGGUGUAUUGUAUUGAUGAAAGCAAAAGUGGACCUUCUGUCGCUUUUGUCACAUUUUUCUCAUUUUACGAAUAACACUUAAAGGCCUUGUUAGUAUUCAAAGUCAUGUGUAUUUUUUUGCAUUUUCGACUAAUUUGUCAUAUUGACAGCACAGUAGAAUGGUCAGUUUUAAGUAGGAUUAUUGUAAAGUUUGCAAAUGAAUCAUGUGCCAAAAAACUCCAAAACAACUGGGGAAAUACUGUAUACAUGUACAUAUGUUGCAAGAGUAUAAUUUAACUGAGCACUGGAAGCAUUCUUGUUUCAUGAUUAAAUAAAAUGUACAGAAUUGUGAAACUUGCUAUAAUUAUUUCAAAGUAUUUCCUUGAUUUUAAAUAGUUAGACAGUACACUUUGGAUUGUUAGUUUUUAAUAUAUACAAUGUAUAAUUAUAUACAUACAACUGUAUAUAUACAUAAAAGAAAUCAUUUGUUUGUAUAUACAUUAAUUAUGACACACCUGUGUUGAUAUUGAAAUAAAACAAUGCAUUUAACAAUUUGACUAAAUUUCAGAUCAUAUGUUUACAUGUACUAAAUGUAAACAUAAGGGGAUUUGAACUUUAGUCAGAUUAUGCAUUUAAAUGACAUAUAUUAGUAUCUGGUCAAAUUAUAUCUGUUAUUUGAUAGUUUAUAGAUAAACAAAACCAUUGCAUUUAGCUUUUUAUAAUGAAAAUCAACUAUGGUCAUAAAGUAUGUUUGUUAAAUAUUUUGUUAUUUUAUUGUAUAAGAAUUCAUUGUUGUACAUAAAACCAUACUUUUAUACUUAAAUGUUCUUUUUAUUUUUAUUUCUCAUUGUUAUUUAUUUUAAGUUCAUUCUUUUGCAAGAGUGUGAACUUUUAUAGACUUCAUGUUAAAUUUUCACAGGUAUUGCAUUAGUACUUGCAUUUUAAUACUUUAUUUAAUACCUGACUACUUUAUAUUAAAUGACAUCUAGUAGAUGUUUUGCUUAUUAAAAAAAGAUAAUCUUUUUUUUCCUGCAAUAUUGACUCUUUAUCUUAUCAAAUUAUUUAUUUC
This is a messenger RNA of Ruditapes philippinarum (Manila clam), 10113 nucleotides long. RefSeq lists its product as uncharacterized. NCBI's taxonomy places the organism in Eukaryota, Metazoa, Mollusca, Bivalvia, Venerida, Veneridae. The coding region runs from base 915 to 3836 and encodes 973 amino acids. The record is from RefSeq and is a predicted model, not a curated record. The transcript is spliced from 2 exons.